Manis javanica (Malayan pangolin) is the source of this 5116-nucleotide messenger RNA. It is a transcript of the gene GANC, whose product is annotated as glucosidase alpha, neutral C. Gene Ontology annotation, biological process: carbohydrate metabolic process; N-glycan processing. The record is from RefSeq and is a predicted model, not a curated record. NCBI's taxonomy places the organism in Eukaryota, Metazoa, Chordata, Mammalia, Pholidota, Manidae. Gene Ontology annotation, molecular function: carbohydrate binding; alpha-1,4-glucosidase activity.
GUCAUCACCAAAAACCACCAACACCGUGGUUGGCUCUUUUCUUUUCUGCCAGCCCUUAAAGGCCUUGGGGAUCAGGCAAGCACCUCGUGUAGCGUUUGGCUCUCUGCUCCUGUCCGCCCCGGCCCCUCAUCCCUUCUAAGCCAAAAGUCAAACGCCGGGGCCAGAAGUCUGGGAAAGCCGUAAGUCUGGCUGCCUGGUUGGCGUCUAGUAGUAAGUUCCAGGUUCCGGAGGUAUUUAAGCAAAGACUGGAAUUUGGUGGUGGUGGAGUAUAAGGGAUUCCUAAACAGAGUGUUGUGAUAGAUAACCCCUCUUUAAAAAAGACCUUUCUAGCAUUGAAAAGUAUGAUGCUGCAGGAGAAUUGGCCGGAGAGAAUCAACCUCCAGCGAAGAGCUGGACGGCACUUUAUAUUCAAAACUAAAACUCAGAGUCGGUCAGUUUUCAGUAUCUGUAGCGUGACCGUCACUGAGCUAGACCUCAGUUUAGCCCCAGUGGUGUAGCUGCUCUCGGUAUCCCCAGUUCUCACGCUCUUGAUAUUUUUCUUCUAGGACUCUUUGAGCACCCGCCCCCACGGCGGAAAAGACAGUUUCGGUUCCUAAUAAAAGCAGUUCCUCACCAGCCACUAAUAACCAAGAAAAAUUUGUCAAAUAAAUCCCUUUAGGAACACUAGUUUGGGCCUGGAAAUCCCAGGAGCAAGAGUCGAGUUGUCACAAAUCCCUAAGGACCUUGAGGGGAAUCCGUUUGCUGGAGACUUGACCGUGCUGAAGUGCUAACUUGUAAUUUAGAAAAACAGCCAAUCAGCGUUUUAGAAAGAUCGUCCACUGUCUUUGCCUGAUUGCUCAGAGCCUGUCGGAUAGACUGGGAAGCCAUGGAAACUGCUGGGAAAGAGGAAAUCAGUGUUGAAGAUGAAGCUGUGGAUAAAAACGUUUUCAAAGACUGUAGCAAGAUUGCCUUCUACAGGCGUCAGAAACAGCAGCGUUCCAGGAAGUCCAUCUACCAGGCAUUACUAGAAUCAGUCACAACAGGCAAAGAAAGCACCAGGUUCCAAGUUGUCAACAAAGCAACUAAGGUUUCUCUCCUGGCUGAAAUCUAUGGUAUAGAGGGAAAUAUUUUCAGGCUUAAAAUCAAUGAAGAAACUCCCCUGAAACCCAGGUAUGAGGUUCCUGAUGUCCUAACAAACAAGCCAAGCACUGUAAGGCUGGUUUCAGGCUCAGGGGACACAGGCAGUCUGAUACUGGCAGAUGGAAAAGGAGAUCUGAAAUGUCAUAUCACAGCAAACCCAUUCAAGGUAGACUUGGUCUCUGAAGAAGAGGUUGUGAUGAGCAUAAACUCCCUGGGCCAACUGUACUUUGAGCACCUGCAAAUUCCUCUCAAGCAAAGAGUUACCAAAGAAAAUGAGGAGGAUGCAUCAGUUGAUACAUCUCAGGAAAAUCAAGAGGAUCUGGGCCUAUGGGAGGAGAAAUUCGGAAAAUUUGUGGAUGUCAAAGUUAAUGGUCCUGCAUCUGUUGGUUUGGACUUCUCCUUGCAUGGAUUUGAGCAUCUCUACGGGAUCCCACAACAUGCAGAAUCACACCAACUUAAAAAUACUGGUAAUGGGGAUGCUUACCGUCUUUAUAACCUGGAUGUCUAUGGAUACAAGAUACAUGACAAAAUGGGCAUUUAUGGUUCAGUGCCGUAUCUCCUGGCGCACAAGCCAGGCAGGACUCUAGGCAUUUUUUGGCUGAAUGCCUCAGAAACAUUAGUAGAGGUCAAUACAGAGCCUGCAGCAAAGUAUACCCUGACCCAGAUGGGCCCAGUUGCUGCUAAACAAAAGGUCAGAUCUCGAACUGAUGUGCGUUGGAUGUCAGAGAGCGGAAUCAUUGAUGUUUUUCUGCUGACAGGACCUAUGCCUUCUGACGUCUUCAAGCAGUAUUCGUACCUUACAGGCACACAAGCCAUGCCCCCUCUCUUCUCCUUGGGAUACCAUCAGUGCCGCUGGAACUACGAAAAUGAACAGGAUGUAAAAGCAGUGGAUGCAGGAUUCGAUGAACAUAACAUUCCUUAUGAUGUCAUGUGGCUGGACAUAGAGCACACUGAGGGCAAAAGGUACUUCACCUGGGACAAGAAAAGAUUCCCAAACCCCAAAAGGUUGCAAGAGCUGCUCAGAAGCAAAAAACGUAAGCUUGUGGUCAUCAGUGACCCCCACAUCAAGGUUGACCCAGACUACUCAGUGUACACCAAGUCCAAAGGCCAGGGCUUCUUUGUGAAGAAUCAUGAAGGGGGAGACUUUGAAGGGGUGUGCUGGCCUGGUCUCUCCUCUUACCUGGAUUUCACAAGUCCCAAGGUCAGAGAGUGGUAUUCAGGUCUAUUUGCUUUCUCUGCUUAUCAGGGAUCCACGGACAUCCUCCACAUAUGGAACGACAUGAACGAACCCUCUGUCUUCAGAGGCCCAGAGCUAACCAUGCAGAAGAGUGCCAUACACCACGGCAACUGGGAGCACAGAGAACUUCACAACAUCUAUGGGUUUUAUCAGCAAAUGGCUACUGCAGAAGGACUGAUACAGCGAUCUAAAGGGAAGGAGAGACCCUUUGUUCUAACACGUUCAUUCUUUGCUGGAUCACAAAAGUAUGGUGCUGUGUGGACAGGUGACAACACAGCAGAAUGGAGUUACCUGAAAAUUUCCAUCCCAAUGUUACUCACUCUCAGCAUUACUGGGAUCUCUUUUUGUGGAGCUGAUGUAGGGGGCUUCAUCGGGAAUCCGGAGGCAGAGCUGCUAGUGCGUUGGUACCAGGCCGGGGCCUACCAGCCCUUCUUCCGUGGCCACGCCACCAUGAACACCAAGCGGCGGGAGCCCUGGCUCUUCGGGGAGCGACACACCCAGCUCAUCCGAGAAGCUGUCAAAGAGCGCUACACCCUGCUGCCCUACUGGUAUUCUCUCUUCUACCGUGCACAUGUGGCUGCCGAACCUGUCGUGAGGCCUCUGUGGACAGAGUUCCCUAAUGAAUUAGAGACUUUUGGUGUGGAAGACGAAUACAUGCUGGGAAGUGCUUUGUUGGUUCACCCAGUCACAGAACCAAAAGCCACCACAGUUGAUGUGUUUCUGCCAGGAUCAAAUGAGGUCUGGUAUGGCUCUAAGACAUUUGCUUAUUGGGAGGGCGCACGUACUGUAAAGAUCCCAGUAGCCCUGGACACAAUACCAGUGUUUCAGCGAGGUGGAAGUAUAGUACCAAUCAAGACAACUGUAGGAAAAUCCACAGGGUGCAUGACCGAUUCCCCAUAUGGACUCCGGGUGGCUCUAAGCCCUAAGGGUUCUGCCAUGGGUGAAUUCUAUUUGGACGAUGGCCAUUCAUUCCAAUACCUCCACCAGAAGCAAUUCUUGCACAGGAAGUUUUCAUUCUGUUCAGAUGUUUUAAUGAACAGUUGUGCUGAUGAGAAGGGUCAUUAUCCGAGCAAGCAUGUGGUGGAGAAGAUCUUUAUCCUAGGCCUCAAGAAGCAGCCAUCUGCUGUGACCACCCACUCACCUGAUGGUAAAGAUCAACCUGUGGCUUUUACAUACUGUGCCAAAACAUCUACCCUGAGCCUGGAGAAGCUCUCGCUGAACAUUGGUGCUGACUGGGAAGUCCACAUCAAAUGACUGGGAAGAGCCCCUGGUGAUGAGCACAAGGAGGCGGCCUGCCCCUUGGCCCUCUUGGAGAUUUGUGCCACACACUCAUUGACUUCUCUGGCUCAAAAUAGUCUUUGACCAGUCUCCAGCUUACUAACAAACAAUAGACUUCAGACUUUUCAGAUUUUACAUUUUUAGUUGUACACAUAAUCCUCUGUGUGUCAAAUGCCACCUUUUCUCCUAGGUACAAGCCCCCCUGAGACAUUUCCAGAGUUUGUAAAUCUUCCAUUGCUUCUUGGGCCAUGGCCCUGUGAUAAGCAUUGUGGCCCAGCAAACAGCUUCUCUCUGGGCCCGGCUGGACGAGUUUGUUGCAUGUGAGACAUGGCCAAGCCCUCCUUGCGUGGCCUGUUCAGGGCAGCUUGCCUCAGGCCACGCAUCAGAGUCGCUCUGGUUAUAUAGCAGCUGAGUUGCUUGGGCCUGUCUCCAAGUGGACAGCAGCUUCUGGCACUGCCCGCCCCCCCAGUUGUCCUUUGCCCACUUUGUGUGCAAAAGGGAGUUAUUCUAGAGAUUGAUUCGGAAGCACAAGGGAUUCUUUUCCUUGUCAUGCUUUUUUGGGCUCCAAAGUUCUAAAUCCAUCAUCUCAAAAUUCUAGUUCCUUUAUCUUAUUUUUAUUUAAUACCUUCUACUAACCAAAGAAUAUUUAUAACAUGAGUAAGCUAUAAUUAGUAAAAUAAAACAAAUACCCAUGUCCCCACCAACCCUCAGAAAUAGAACACAAGGCUGGGACAGGAUGAGGCAAGUGAAGCACCUGCCUGGGCUAAAAAUGCAAUAAUCAAAAAAUAAAAUUUUAGUGCAAUAUUUUAAAAAAUCAAAAUUAAUGCAAAAAAAAAUCCAUGGUGAACAAAAUAGCAACAUUUUAAAUAAAGACAGGAUCAAAAUUACUAAAUUUUCCUUUUGCUUCAGAGUCCAGUAUAGCUAGGCAUGGGACAGAGCAUUAUAACAUCCCAGUCCCUCAGGAUGCCCCCUGCUCUGGACCCCCAGUGACUCCCUGCUCUCGGCCACAGCGUCUGCUGGGCAGCAUCACGCCCUCAGCCCCCCUCCAUAUGCACAGUCCUUAUCAGGCUUCCUCCACUUGGCAGCUGCCACUUCCAUGCCUCAUGGGCCCGGUAUCCGCCACCUCCCCUUUACCUCUGCAGACUUUACCAUCCCUCCAGGCCCAACCCCAGGCCCACUUUUCCAUGAAGCCUUUCUGAUGACACACCCUCCCAGCUCCCCUUGGACCCAGGAGCAGUGAUUUUGCCCUCCUCUGAAAUGCUGCCCCACCUAUAAUGUGUGCUCUACUUAGCAUUCUCAGGGAUGGUCCUUUCAUGUCUCCGGUUUAUCUGUGUUGUUCCCCUACUGGAUUGUAUGUUCCUCAAGAGCAUGUUAUAUUUGUCUUAUAUCUGCCUGAGCACCUUGUACUUGGCUUUCCAUAACUAUUGCUUGUAAUUGCUUAAAUGAUGGAUUUGAUUGAUUAAAAAGUGAGGAUUGAAUGUA